Messenger RNA from Penicillium odoratum, 2748 nucleotides. Its product is annotated as glycoside hydrolase family 16 protein. Gene Ontology annotation, biological process: glucan catabolic process. The record is from RefSeq and is a predicted model, not a curated record. The coding region runs from base 1 to 2748 and encodes 915 amino acids. NCBI's taxonomy places the organism in Eukaryota, Fungi, Ascomycota, Eurotiomycetes, Eurotiales, Aspergillaceae. The transcript has a single exon. Gene Ontology annotation, molecular function: hydrolase activity, hydrolyzing O-glycosyl compounds.
AUGAAGGCCUCGUCACUUUCUCUCGGCGCUGGAUCGCUGUUUCUUCUAUCGCUCGCAUCGCCAGCUAUCGCCAGUGACUAUGAACUGGUGGAGACAUGGCAAGGAGAGGAUUUCUUCGACUACUUCCAUUUUUACACCGGGAAGGAUCCAACGAAGGGAUGGGUCACUUAUGUUGACCAGGACAGUGCAGAGAGCGCAGGACUAGUCAAGAUCACCGACAAGGGCACUGUAUACAUCGGUGUUGAUCACACAACUACCCUCAGCCCUAGUGGCAAAGGGCGUGACUCGGUGCGCAUCGGCACCACAAAAUACUACGAGCAAUCUUUGGUCAUUGCCGAUAUCGCGCACAUGCCCGGAAGUGUUUGUGGCUCUUGGCCUGCCUUCUGGACCGUUGGCAGAAAGUGGCCAGAGGAUGGUGAGAUUGAUAUUAUUGAAGGAGUCAAUCUCCAGGAUCACAACGAGAUUGUUAUGCAUACAGCUGGUACUUGUGCCUUGACCGAUCAAGGCAUGAGCGGAUAUGUCAACGCGACGGGAUGCGGCGAGGCACUGGGACCUGUGGGUUGUGUCGUGGAGGGCCAACAGGGCAGCUAUGGCACUUCAUUCAACAACCAGGGUGGAGGUGUGUACGCUCUAGAGUGGACAGAGGAGUUUCUCAAGAUCUGGUUCUUCCCGCGUCACGCCAUUCCUGCUUCGAUUACCAGCGAUGAUCCCGAUACCAGCGAAUUCGGAAUUCCAAUGGCUCUGGUACAGGAAGGCUGUGAUGUCGCCAACAGUUUCAAAGCGCAAUCAUUCGUUUUCGACGUCACAUUCUGUGGCGACUGGGCUGGCGGUGUCUUUGGGGAUUCUGGUUGCCCCAUGACUAGCACGGAUUCCUUCCAAAGCUGCACCAACUAUGUCGCACAGAACCCCGCCAAGUUCAAGGAGACCUACUGGGAAAUCAACUCCGUCAAGGUGUAUCAGACUGGGGUGAAAGCCACAGACUCGGCUCCCUCGCAUGUCUCUGCUAGCCACGAGGUUUCAUUGCCAGUCACGCACACUCAUGCGACUAAGACUGCGACUGAGACCCACGUAAACCGACCUUCUGAUACUUCGGCUUCGGUGGCUAACCGCCUAACGGGUGAAUCUAUCAACUCAUCCGACAAUGCCUCCGAUGCGGAAGACGUUAUUCUGACAUUGGGUUAUGUUCAUCCAAUUUCAUUCGCUAAGUCAACAUUCUCUAAGCCCACUAUGGAAGCAUCGAUUGAGCAAGCGCCUGUUGCUACGCAUGCGAAACCUGUCACCACCCGGUAUGUGACGGAGUUCGUCACUGACACUACGACCAUCUGCACUUCGUCUGAAAGUUUAUCCAGCCAUCAGGUCGUUAAGAGCGCCGUUUCUUCUACCCAUGUCUCACAAGUUUCCCAUGCGUCUAUGUUUAUCCACCCCGCAUCAUCCGUCGUACUCUCGGCCCAUUCGUCAAAUCUCCCUCAUGUAUCGGAGACUACCCGCGCUGUGCCUGCGUAUGCCUCUGAUGUCCCUCAUAUAUCCGAGACUACCCAUGCUGCGUCUUCGUACGCCUCAGAUGUCCCCCACGUAUCGGAGACUACCCACGCUGCGUCUUCGUACGCCUCAGAUGUUCCCCAUGUAUCGGAGACUACCCACGCUGCGCCUGCAUAUGCCUCAGUUGUCCCCCAUGUAUCGGAGAAUAGUCACGCUGAACCGUCAGCUGUACCCUUCGACCAUGCCUCGACCGCCUCACACGCGUCGGAGAUUACUUACGAUAUCCCUGCUGAGGCCACGCAUACCCCACACUCAUCAAAGACUACCCACGCUGCAGCAACUGUUGUUCCUUCCGCCCACGUCUCACAGACCACCCCUGCUGCACCAACCUUUGACCUUGAACCUCAAGUCGGGGGGGGAACCUCGCAUGAAGGAGCAGCUGGGCAGAAGACUACUUCCAAGGGACUGGUCUCCCCUUAUCAAGCACCGGGUGGUGCAGAUGCAGCCUUGUUAAACCCUACUAGCCCGUGGGCACCUGUCAUGACUACACCCACCACUCACCACCACCACCACAAGCCCACUGCUGGCCCUGGAGGAGAUUCAGUUCCCGCAACCCCUCUGGGAUCGCCACAAACCUCGAAGCCUGUCAUUCCGAAGCCUUCGGGCAGCUUUCUGUCGCCUGAACACACUCUCAACCCUGGCCUUGGAGGAGAUUCAGCUCCCGCAACCCCUCUGGGAUCGCCACAAACCUCGAAGCCUGUCAUUCCGAAGCCUUCGGGCAGCUUUCUGUCGCCUGAACACACUCUCAACCCUGGCCUUGGAGGAGAUUCAGCUCCCGCAACCCCUCUGGGAUCGCCACAAACCUCGAAGCCUGUCAUUCCGAAGCCUUCGGGCAGCUUUCUGUCGCCUGAACACACUCUCAACCCUGGCCUUGGAGGAGAUUCAGCUCCUGCAACCCCUCUGGGAUCGCCACAAACCUCGAAGCCUGUCAUUCCGAAGCCUUCAGGUAGCUUUCUGUCGCCUGAACACACUCUCAACCCUGGCCUUGGAGGAGAUUCAGCUCCCGCAACCCCUCUGGGAUCGCCACAAACCUCGAAGCCUGUCAUUCCGAAGCCUUCGGGCAGCUUUCUGUCGCCUGAACACACUCUCCACCCUGUCCCUGGUGCCUCACCCUCUGGAGCCAGCCCCUUCUUCACUGGCGCUGCUGAUAGGCUGUCCGUUAAGUAUUCUUUGAUUGCUGCUGCGAUAGGCUUUACUUUCUUCGCAUAG